Drosophila ficusphila is the source of this 2711-nucleotide messenger RNA. RefSeq names its product ATR-interacting protein mus304. The record is from RefSeq and is a predicted model, not a curated record. NCBI's taxonomy places the organism in Eukaryota, Metazoa, Arthropoda, Insecta, Diptera, Drosophilidae. Gene Ontology annotation, biological process: DNA repair; DNA damage checkpoint signaling. Bases 85 to 2637 code for a protein of 850 amino acids. The transcript is spliced from 4 exons.
UGAUUUGUAAACAAACCGGCAAAAUCGCAAAAUCUCAUGGCAGGAUAUUAAUUUUUAAAAGAAUAAAGAAAAAUCAUCUGAACUAUGGCCUCCAAGCGAUUUGGUACCAUGAAGGACUUCGCCCGAGCCAAGAUUCCCCGCUUGGAUGUCAGUGUCACGCGAGGAUCAUCUCGACCCAGUCCGCCAAGAAACAAUUUCGAUGGAAUUUUUUGGGACGAUGAUGACGACGACGUCAUCCUGAUGGCCACCCAACAGGCGGAGGCGGAAUUGGAGGCAGAAGAGCGCAAGAAGAGAACGGGAUUGGAUGUUGAUAUCGGUCCCAGUCAGGUGACCUUCAGUGAAUUCGCUCCCAUGGGCCAGGGCUCCACUAGCACGCAGCAAAUGUUCCCGCCACCACCGCCGCCCCAGAAAAAGUCCACGUCACUGGACAUGGAUGCUAUUUUCGGGGACGACGACGAUUUUGAUUUCCUGGCUGUGACCCUCAUUGAUACCGAGCCACAAAAGCUGCCGGAACCGAAACCUAGCACAAGCAGAACCAUAAGCUCCAACAUCAGCAUUCAGCAGAAAACCACAACAACGACGACUAUUAAUGCGACGCAAUCCCGCCAGCAGGAGCACCAGAUCAAGUUCCUUAUGGAGCGGAUAGAGGGUCUCAAGCGGGACAAGGCCAAGCUGGAGAAGAAUCUGGGCGAAUGCAACGAACGCAACGUGGUCAAAUCCGGAGAGGUUAGUCUGCUUCGCGAUGAGCUAAAGCACGUGCGCCAGCAGCUGCAGGCCAGCAAAAUGGAAAAACUGGCUUUGGCCGACGAAACGAACCGGGACUGCAACAAAAAAGUGGCUGAGGCUGCCAAGCAGAUAGCGGCCAAGGAUAUCGAGCUAAAGAUAAAAAAUGCCGAGUACACCAAACUGAAGACCCAGCAAAGGGCCCACGAAAAGAGCAUGAACUCCAGCAUGAGCAUUUGGCAGCCUGCUCCAGAUCCGUUCGAGAAGCGGUCCGCACUCCGACUAAACCGGCUCAACAUACACAGAUCUGCGCCUAGAUUAAAAACUGAUAAUGGCAGUAUGUUCGAGUACAGCGAGAAUGCGGAUCAGGGUAGGAAACAGAGUAACCCUUUUGACUUAGAGCUCAAACAACUGCUGCUUUAUUACGCUCAGUUGCAGGCGCAGCCCGUAUCUUUGGAUAAUCUCAUUCCAAGAGUACUCUCCUCCGUCGGCAAAGUGUUCACCGAGUUCGCCUCCUACGCCCAGAGCUUGGACUUUCCGCACAACUGCAUGUUGUACCCUUACAAUCCCCAUAACCUCGAGGAGCAAGUUCAUCGCAUCUCCCUUUCGCAGCAGGGUAGUUUGUAUGAGAACGAAAGGGCUUUGCCGCUGCGUCGCUACAUGGCAACCUUGGCCUUGAUUUGCCGGCAAGAGGAAAGAAUUUCCCGCGCUCUUCUGGAGUGGAAACAAAAUGAUCUUGGACUACUAGAAGUGGCUAUUGAAGCUGUUAUAAAGUUGGGAUUCUCCUACGAAGUCAGUAAACAUUUCGGUUUGCUGGAGGCUUUGGCUUCCCUUCUGAAUAGUCUCUUACAAGAAAAGGAAAUGCUUCAAGAGAGUGAGGAGCACCUCUUUGAUCUUCUCAAGCAGCUGGUUUUUACACGUCCCAGUCCUUGGGUUUUUGCCGAGCUGAGCUCCUGUCUUUUAAGCUGCCUUCGACAUCCGCAACUCAUGUCCAAGAUGUGUGUAAAUAGUCCCAAGCACUGUUUUGUGUCGGAUCGCGUUCGCUCUGUUUAUCGAUUUGGUCCCGAAUCCUGUUUUCUUCAGGUCUAUGCAGGAUUACUUGAGCUUUGUUUCUUUAGUGAAACGCCUCUGAGAGAGGAUCACUUUCAACUGCUUCUGAGAAUCGGAGGAAACCACGUCCGUUUUGCUUUCGAGUGUUUCAAGAACCCGCCGGAUUUCAUUCUGGAAAUGCUGCCGUACUUUGCAGAUGAUGGCGAGGAGGAUUCUGGUAAUGACACUACGGCAAAAAUGGCUGGCAGUUUGAGUUGCAGCACAACGGCAGGGGUGCAGGGAACAAUCUCUAAUGCAUCAUCAUCUUCUUCUGUAUCUAAUUUGAAUCAAAACUCCAAUUCAAACUCAAGCUCAACGCAACGCGCAAAGGACUGCGAGUGCUAUGUGAAGUUGUGCCUCAGUGCGGUCACGAUUAUCUUCCAGGUUAUGCACCAAUGGAUGUUGCACGACAGGAGUUCAGGUUCUGAUGAGGUGGGCGCGAUUUCCCGCAUUGCAGUCCACCUGCUUACUCUCGUGUUCCAUGAGUAUUACCUCACCUGCCUUUUCCUCGACUCCGAGGAGACGACCAAACUUUACCUCAGCCUUAUUUGUAACUGGUGGAGCGAACAUGCAGAGUUGCUUGGAUUUCAGCCAAUACAUUUGCGCUUGCUUGGUCAGUUGGUAAAAGCCCAUUUCAUCUUGAAACCGCUGCAUCAGGAAGCCAAUAUUAAUAAUCCUGGCAACGACCUCCUCGAAUGGAAGCGGAUUGUUAAGAAUGCGGAUGCCCAAAACACGAUUAACUUGGUUCAGAACUUUGAUCCUCGUAAACUGCUCGACAUCAACUUCUUUGGUGCCCUUAAAUGGGAGGAGAACUUGUUUGAAUAGUUAUCGGUUGUUUCGUUUAGGAAUUUUAGCUUAAUCUAAAUAUGUGCAGCAAAUAGAUAACCUUAAAACUCAAA